Molecule: messenger RNA, 1264 nt
Organism: Carcharodon carcharias (great white shark)
Lineage: Eukaryota; Metazoa; Chordata; Chondrichthyes; Lamniformes; Lamnidae
Product: transmembrane protein 249-like
Exons: 6
Coding region: 277-798 (173 amino acids)
Source: RefSeq, a predicted model, not a curated record
ACUGGGCUUGUAACCCCAAGAUCAAGAGUUCAAAUCUCACAAUGGCAAACUAUGAAACAAUGUAACUUCAUCUGAAUAGGAACAGACGGAAACGUGUUUGUACUCGAAAGAGUUACAAAACAUAGAUUCACAUCAACACAAGAACAGGAAGUGCUGAAAAAACUCACGAGAUCUAACAGCAUCUGUGGAGAGAAAAACAGAGUUAACGUUUCGAGUCCGUAUGAUUCUUCUUCAGACUCUUUCUCUAGAGUUGCAUGUAGGCUACAUCAGGACAGCAUGCAGUUUGCUGGAUUCUUCAUGUUCCUGAUUCUGGUGGGCUUAUGGCUCAUUAUCACAUCCAUAGGCAGGCGAACUCUCAUCAUUGACUUGAAUGAGGAUGCAUAUGAGUUCUACAUCCACCAUUACCUUCAGCACAAGGGCACCCUGGAUGAAAUCUACAUCAGGCUCAUGACCCAAAAAUCUGGACAGGGAAAGUUUUACUACAAGCUAAUCCUGAAUGGCACUUACAUUGAAGUACUAAGUCUGACUGGCAUCAAGUUCUCCACCAAUCCAGAGAAGCUUGAAAAGUUAGGGAUGAGACUGGCUGCCAAGUUAAACUUGAACUACUUUGAUUGUGUGGAUUUAUCAAGCAAACAUGUCAUCAAGCACUGGCCUCAGGACAAAGCCGAAGACACAACAAACGGAACAACGGGAGCCGUGUUGGGGACCCCGCAUUCCGGGGAUCGACUUCUCGGGAAAGAUGCCAAGCCCUCGGACAGGGCGCAGAGGGGGGUUCGCUGGAAGGGGGACCAGGAAUGAGGGAGGGGCUUCAGCCAUGCAGAGAGAGCAGGAAAACUGGGCAUCUGUAAAAGUGAUGAAGGAAUCAUCAGUGGAGCCACCAAGUGACACCUAAUCGAUACUGACCUGCUCAUCGAUGCUCAGUUCAGGCUUUGCCAGAAGUACCCAGCUCCAGACCUCACUACAAACUCAAUCCAGACAUAGAUCCAAAGCUGAAUGAUAGAGGAGAGAAUAGCUGUCCUCACCGCCAAGGGUGGGCCUCUCAAAAGCCCUGACAAGGUUGAUGUCAACGGGAAACCCAUCUCAUGACUAAAGUCAUACUUGAUGCAGAGUUAGAUUGCUGUGUUGUUUUGGUGCUUUUGUUACCUCUGGACAAUCCUGGGAGGCCUCCCAUCUCCUACCCUCUGGAAACUUGAAGUCAUCCAAAACUCUGCCGCCUAUGUCCUAACUUACGCUGAGCUCCACUCACCUAUCACCCACCGUGCUU